AUGGUGAAGGUGCAGGGUAUAGGAGAUGCAGUAGAGAUUGAAGAGGAUGAAGUCGAUGUCGUCGCUGGUGAAGGCUUGGCCAGAGGCAGAAGAUGGUCUCAUCAGAGAAAGAAAAAAAUGAGGGGGAAUAUGCGACUUAGAGGAGACAUAGGUCAAGAGAGGAGGUCGGACUUGGAAGCCAAGGCCAAGGAAGGGGAGACCGUCGUGCCUGGAGGCACAGGUGGCAAAAGCCUGGAAGCACAAGAGCAUCUUGCUGAAGGAAGGAGCAAGGGAGGGCAGACUCGGAAGGAGCAGUUAGGGCCAGAAGGCUACAAGGAGAUGGGCACCAAGGGCGGUGAGGCUCGGAAGGAGCAGCUGGGGACCGAAGGGUACAAGGAGAUGGGCAGCAAGGGAGGUGAGGCUCGGAAGGAGCAACUGGGCACCGAAGGGUACAAGGAGAUGGGAAGUAAGGGUGGGGAGACUCGUAAGGAGCAACUGGGGUCCGAAGGGUACCAUGAAAUGGGACGUAAAGGUGGUCUGAGUACUAAAGACAAGUCUAGUCAAGAGCGUGUUGAGGAAGAAGGUAUCGAGAUCGAUGAAUCCAAAUAUCGAACCAAGACCUGA
This is a messenger RNA of Lactuca saligna, 603 nucleotides long. The record is from the annotation of a GenBank genome assembly. Lineage: Eukaryota; Viridiplantae; Streptophyta; Magnoliopsida; Asterales; Asteraceae.